Messenger RNA from Paramisgurnus dabryanus, 13288 nucleotides. It is a transcript of the gene pcnt, whose product is annotated as pericentrin. NCBI's taxonomy places the organism in Eukaryota, Metazoa, Chordata, Actinopteri, Cypriniformes, Cobitidae. Gene Ontology annotation, biological process: signal transduction. The record is from RefSeq and is a predicted model, not a curated record. Gene Ontology annotation, molecular function: molecular adaptor activity.
GGCGGGGAUUACAGACUUCGCGGCCAUGUUGAAAUUUCAGUGACAGUUACUCCUUAGGAAAUCUCUAAACUUAAAAAAACAUUGCGAAAAAUAUUCUUUCAGGAGUAUCUACAAAAGCGUAGCUUUCUUCUACGCGGCGCCCACUCGAUAUUUUUCCUCCCUCACAUGAAAAUCCUUGAUCCGGGAGAUGGAUCAGGAUGAAAGGCAGAGGAAAUUAGCGGCCGGACGAGCAAAGCUUGCUCACUUCAGACAGCGUCGGGCGAAAAGCGAAAGUUCGGGGACGCAGAAAAAGACGCAGAAGAGGAAGGGCCAGACUGUCCAGACGAAUGACCAGUCAGCACAAGAGCGCCACCUAGAGGAACUACACACUGACCACCAUCAUGUAGAGAUUAGCAAGGGGCUCUCGGAGGCAUCACUCACACAUUAUGAUGCAGACGGCAGUAUUACCGAGAUCCAUCAGUUCAGCAUGGAGACCAUUGAAGUUAAUGCCCAGGAAUUCAGCUCUUCCUCUUGGUCAGAGCUGCCUGAUCAAACAGACGGUGCACUUGCUGAAGUAACUGAAGUUGCACACAGUGGCAAAGAUCAACUGAAGCAAUUACAGACAGCGGUGGAAAAGCGUAAUGAGAUCAUUUCCCAGCUGAGUACGAACCUGCAGGUGGCACUGCAAAGCAGAGACCAGGUACAGCUAGAGGCACAGCAGCUCACGAGUCAGAUUCAGGCCCUACAACAGCAGCUGCAGCAGACUAAAGAAUAUCUGCGUAGUAAAAGUCUAGGAAGUGUGGAUUUGACCCAGACCCAGAGUCAUCUGCAUCUACAGUUGGAGGAGUCACAACAGACGACUAAAGAGCAACAGUGUCUCCUGGCCCAAAAGGAAACUGAGAUUACAGACCUACUGCAGAAACUUGCUGUCAUGGAGAGGUCCCUCUCUCACCUUCAACAUGCUUUUACUCAGAGAAAUAUUGAUCAAUCAGAACCAACCAAUGACCAACAUAGUGGUUUAGAUGUAAGCAGUGUGUUUCCAGAGAACAGUAUUCAUUUGAACUCUGAUGCUCUUUUGCAAAAGCUGAGAGCUGAACUGGAAGAAGAGCGCAACAACACCCGACAAGCUCAAGAACAAGUGGAUGCUUUUCAGGAGAGGAUACACGGUAUGGAGAACCAGAGGAUGGAGUUGGAAGCCAAUCUGGCUGAGGUUCAAGUACAGCUUAAGAUUGCUGAAGCUCAAGCCAGUGAGGCCCAGCAAUAUAAAGCAGAGAAAGAUCACCUGAACCAAGAGAUGGCCAAACUGGGCAACCUUGUUAAAGAGCUUCAGAAUCGCCUUCAGGAGGAAGAGGAAGCGGAGCACAAUUUACGCUCUAAAUAUGAAGCUGAUAUUUCCAAUUACGAUCUCAGGCUUCGGGCUCUGGAGGAGGAAAGGGAGUUAAAUGUUGCUCAGCUUAUUGAAGCUCACGAGACUGCCCUCAAGCGUCUACAGGAGGAGCACUUGGAAGAAAUCGGACGCGUUCAGGAGCUUCUACACCGGGUCCAACAGCAGCACGACUCUCCUCAACAAAGCCUAUCUGAGGUUGUCCAAAUAAACUGGAAUGAAAUCUGCAAAAAGCACUCCAAUGACGACCAUGCUGUCAAGAAAGACUAUAGUUUUGACAUUUCUACAAGUGGCUUUCAGGAUGUGCUUAUGGAGCGCUACUUGGCCUCUGAUGGGCCUCAAGAAAGCUCAUUAUUUGAAGAGAGUCUGGUCGAUGACUCUGAGACAUCUAAGUUUGAACUAGACAGUGAGGUCAUAUUUCAUGGAUCAGAUCUUCAUAUCGAUGUGACAUGCAAUGGUGACACAUCAGAGCCAGGACUGUCUGUUGUUCCUGAUACUGAAGAGAACAAACAUGGGGAAAUGUCCUUCACCGAUGCCCAUUGGGAAAACUCAACUUCAGUCAUUGAAGAGCUGAAUGAGAGCGCAGAUAAUGUGGAUUUGGCUAAAGAGCUUCUGAUUCAGCAAUGCAGAGACCUCUCUGAACAACUAGAAGAACAGGAACGACAGCUUGACGUACUUAAAGAAGAGGUUAAACAUUCUGCAGAAGAGGUCGAGGAGGCACGGGACCGCUGGAGCAAAGCGUCGGAGGAGCUUGAGGAAGCCAAAUGGGAGCUUGAGGUGGAACGGGAGAAAAGGAUUAAUUGCGAGGAGAUUAUCAGUCAGAAAGUGCAUGAGGAAGACAACCUCAAGAACCUACUGAGCCACAUACGAAGCCAACAACAGGUGCUGGUUCAGGACAAUGAACGGAUUAUAACUGACAAUGCGGAUGAUAAGAACUCUAUCGCUGCAUCUGUGGAGGAAUUGCUAAAGGAAAUGAGAGUGGAAAAUGCCCAACUGGUCCAAAAGCUUAAACAUCAGGAGGAGCUAGUGAAGGAUAUCCACAUACAGAAAGCAGCGGGUGACUCUGUGAGUAAUGAUGUUCAAACAGUGUUUGACAGGCAGCUGUCCACUCAAAGAGAUGAAUUUGUUUCUCAGCUAGAGGAACAAAAAGAAAAUAAUCAGUCUACCUCAGUGCUCCUUGGUCAAAAGAGCUUGCAGUUGGAGCAAGCAAAUAAGGAGCUUCAGCAGCUCAAAGCCGAUGUAGAGGAGAAGGUUGAAAAGUUGCAGGAAUCGGAAAAAGACAAGACAGAUCUUGAAUCUAAACUUGCGUGCCUUAAAGAGAACCUCUCGAACAUGGAGGAGGAGAAAGCUGCCCUGGAGAGAAGUCUUCAAGCUUUAGAGAAUCAAGCAAAGAGUAUGGAGAAGAUUUUGGAAUCAGAACUGAAGGACUUUGAGCACCAUCUUGAGGCUAAGGAUGCAGAGCUUAAAGAAGUCAAGGAAGCACAUGAGAAGGCAGAGGAAGAGUACAUGGAAAAGGAGCGUGCCUUACAGGAAGAGCUCCUAGCAGUCAAACACAAUCUGGAGGAUUGUCAGAAACAACAUGAGGACCAGCAGAAAAAACUGGAGGAGAAACACAACAGAGAAAUUGAAGAGUUGAAUUUGCGCUCUGAAAGGGAACUUACCAAGCUGCGUUCUCACCUUGAAGAAGAACAGAAGAAACAGAUCAGCUUGAUCAAACAGGUGCAUGAGCGAGAAAACGAGAGGGAGUUGACCCAGCUGGCAGAUCAACAGAGUGAGGAAAUCGAGAGACUCAAGGAUGAGAUCUCCAGAGAGCUGCGAGAUGGCCUGGAGGCUGCACAUCAGGCUGAGCUCCUUCAAACACAAAGCCACCACAAUCUGGAGUUUGAAGCCUUGCGACUGAGCCUGACUAACUUGCAUGAAGCUCAGCUGGAGCAUGUACAAGACAACAUGCAAAAAGAGAAGGAGGCGGCCCUCAUUGAGCUGCAGACCGCGUUGCGGGAGAAAUGGUCGCAGGAGAGCGCCAUGCUGCAGACGCGGCAGCAGUUUGAGCUGGAAAGACUCUGGGAGCAGAGUCGAGAGCAGGAGGAACGAAUCCAGCGGCUGCACCAGCAGGAGAUCGGUAAUCUAAAUGAGGAGUGGGAGAGGAGAGUUUUGAAAGAGAGGAAUUCUGUGGACCAGUUGCAGGCCAGUAAACUGGAGGAUCUAAAAGCUGAGGCUGAAAAAGCUAAAACUGAUCUCCAGGGUCAGUUAAGUAAUGCCUAUCAGAACCUAAGCAAGACCCAAAUGGACCUCAGUGAGGCUCAGGCUUUACUGGCUGAGACGCAACAUAGACUAGAAGAGCUGAAGCGUUCCAGAGACGAGGACGUGAAGAAUCUAGAGGAAGAACUCAAGCAAGCCUUGGCUGACAGAGAUGCUGCUGCUCGUGCAGUUGAGGAGCUGGUGGCAUGUCACAAGGUGGCGCUCCAAGAGCAAAAGGACCGUGCCCGAGCCUUAGAAGAGAGAGAAAAAGAGCUAAAGCAAGAGGUUGAGCGUCUUCAGUCGGAAAGGGAUGAACAGAAGGCCAGCUUAGAACAGGAGAUCUCAAACCUCUGGUCGCAGCUGGAGUGCAUGCGAACCAACAGACAAGAGCUUGGAGAGCUGAAGGAGCAGUUGCUAGCACGGUCAUCGCGAGUUGAUGACAUUGAGCGGUUAAAACAGGAGUUUGCUCAGCAGCGGCAGGAAAUCAAAGAACAAAACGAAUCCGAGCUCGAAAACCUGCGCACCUACUUCGAACAGAGACUCCGGGCCACUGAAGAGAGCCAUCGUGAGGAGAUCGCACUGCUGCAGCUCCGCCUCGUACAGGAAGCUCUGGAGGACUCGGUGCUCAAGACUGGGGAUGCAAGCCUCUCUGAAGAUAAUGAUGAGAGGAGUGAUGCUAUGGCAGAAAUCACACAACAGCUGGAGAAACACAAGGAGGAGCUGGACUCUCUACGGCUAAAGUUGGAGGAUAGACACCAGCAGGAACUCCAGCAUCUGAGGUCCACCAUGGCCCUUGCUUACAAGGAAGACUUGUUGCAGGCUCGCACGGAGCUCACUGACCGAUACUACAAAGACAUCGACCAGCUCAACACUAAACACGCACAUGAACUGGAGCAGCUCCGAGCCAAACUCUCAGAUAAUCACAUCAAAGAAAUAACCAAGUUACGACUACAGUCAACACACGAAGUGGCUAAACAGGUGGAGGAGAGGACUCAACAGCAUCAGGUCACUGUGAUCCAGCUGGAGAGCCAGCUGUCUCUAAAGCACUUGCAGGAUCUGGAAACAACCUCUGAACAACACCGAGAGAGGCUCAGACAGAUGGAGGAGACCCAUCAGAAAGAUCUUGAGAAGGCACAAACAGCAGAGAGGAGUCUUGUGACUGAGGAAUUCACCCAAAAGAGCGCUGCAGAGCAGGCCCGGCUUAAGGAGCAGCUCCAGGCCCAAGCUGAUGAGCAUCUGGCUGUCCAGACGGAAGAGCUUAGGAGAGCCGCCCAGGAAGAAAGAAUAAAGCUGGAGCAAAAGCUUGAAGAGGUACAGAAGCUCCUUGAAUCAGAAAGGGAGAGGCUUCAAGCACUGCAGAUGAGUCUAGAUUGUGAGGAAAACCCUCAGCUGAUGGCACUGAAGCAGAAACUUCAGGCGCAGUACGACAGAGAGAUGAGCACUGCAAAGAUCGCCAUGGCAGCAGAGGUGAAGGAGUUAAACGCGCUACUUCAGGAUCAGACAGAGAGCAAGCUACAGGAUGCCCUCUGCAGGCACCUAGAAGAGAAAAAGCAACUGGAAGAGAAGUUGAGCCAUCAAAGAGAUGCAAUGCUGGAUCAACAGAAAGAAAAGCAUGCCGUGGAGAUACAGGCCCAGAAGGCUCUUUUGGACCAGUAUGCUUCUCAGUUAGAGCAUCUAAAAGUGGAGUGUCAGGAACUUAAAGUACACCACCAAGAGGAACUGGAAUCCCUAAGGAUCAAUCACAAAAAAUCCCUGGAGAACAUAGAGAUGGAGCUUACAAAGAAACACAAGGCGGAGCUCGACAAACUGGAUGCUGUAUUUCAGGAGACCAACCUGGCACAGCUCGAAGCUCAAGAGGCGGAGCUUAAGGCACAACACAAACAAGAGAAGGAGGAGCUUGAGGAACGAUUGUUGUCAAACAUGGAUACACUAGAGAACACUUACCUGAAAGAGAUCCAGGCCGUACGGGAUGAGAAGGAGGGAGAACUGCGUGAACUUCGGGCCUUGCUAGAACAACGCUUUACUGGAGAGAUUGAAAGGGUGAGGAGAGAAGAGCAAACCAUCAGAGAGGAGCUCAGAAGUGAGCUAGCAAAGGUCCAUAUGGAUAAGUUCACGGCAAUGGCGAUGGAACUACGGCAAGCUCAUCAGGAGGAGAUGUCCGAAGUGCUCUCUUCCCAGAGGUCAGCUCUGGAGAAUGAGCAUCAUUGUGCUCUGGAAACCCUUCAGCAGCAGGUAGUUGCUCUUGAGAAUCAACAUAGCGCCGCCCUGUUGGAGAUUACUAAUAUUGCCACUGAAGAAAAACUAAGGCAACAGCAACAAAUGGACGCGCUGGUCACUCAGCAUCAGCAACAGCUUCAGGAGUUGAGGGAAGUAUCCACCAGGGAGCUGGAAGCUCUGCGGAGGGAGUUGGAGGAACAGGCGUCAAGGCAACGACUCCAAUCUCAGGAUGAGGCAGAGCUUCUUAAGUGUCAAUCUGUAGCACAGCUACAACAGAAAAUUGCCCAGUUAAAGGGUGAGUUGGAAAAAGAGAAGGCUGUUGCUAUUGAGGAGCUGAACAAAACUUUAAAACAGCAGCAUGAACAAACUGAACUCGCCUACAGAGAGAAGAUGAGUGAACUCACAGCACAACUACAGCAACUGGAAACUGUAGUGUCACAGCUGCGUGCGGAGGUCAGUGGGCUGCAGGUGGAGCUGGAGGGCAAGCGUGCAGAGAUGGACACGCUGGAAACGCUUCUGCAGCGCAGAGACCGGGAGAACCAGGAGGGAGACAAUCUGCUGGCCAUGCUUCGAACAGAUCUUAACACAGCCACACAGCAAAGACAAGACCUGCAAACAGCACGUGACAAACUCCAAAGGAUGCUGAUCGAGAUGCUUCGAAUAACUAUUGCAACCGAGGAGCAUGUCAACCGCAAGUUAGGGGUUUGUGUAUCACAUGGCCGCUCUGGUGAUGAUACGCCCAACUCUAGGACAGCCAAGACUAGCAGUAAUCCACAUGAAUCUGGAGAUGUGACUGGUGUGGAGGGAGAUCCUGAUUGCAGUGUGUGGUCUUCAGCAGUGGAUGAAGGUCUGGAGUUAUCUCAGAGGCUUUGUGAGAGUAUGUUCUCCGGGCCCGAGGGAGAGAUGGAGGCAGAAGGUGAAGAGCUCAUGCUAGGAGCCUGCACACGAUUGCGCACCGCUGUGGAUAAACUACUGGAGCUGGUAUCCGAAUCUUCACAGCAGUUGGAGCAGAUGUGUGGUCUGCAGGCUGCGCUGGAUGAGCGAUUCAGAGACGGAGGUGAGGCCAGAGAAUCUCUUCUUCUCCAGAACACUCAGCUCCUGGAGCAGCUUGACCAUGAGUCCAGUUUAAAGAGCCAACUCCAGCUGGAGCUCCACAAGGCAGAAGGUUUGAUGGAAGGUUAUGUAGCAGAGAAGGCCAUUCUGGAGGAGGCACUUCAGCAGAAGGAGACGCAGCAGCAACGCCUAGCAGAGGAGCUGGAGGGUACCAGGAUCCAGCUGGAACAGCUCAGCGAGAAUCACUCCCUCUUAUUGCGUCAGAGAGAAGCCCUUGCGGCCGGCCUCGGAGAUACAGAGAAGGGCUUCCUCGAUGCAGAGGAAGAGCCAGCUCUGCUGGCAGAGGCCGAACGUCUGGGGCAGGAGUGCGUGGAGGUGCAGCGUCAGGCGGAGAAGGACUGCGGUGGGAUGUCGUCCCGUCUGAGGAUGCUUGAGCAAGCCCUGGAGGAGCAGGAGAGCCACACUCACCAGCUGGAGGAGCAGCACCGCUUGCAGACCGAAGACCUGCAGCAGCAUAUUGAUGCUCUGGAGAAACAAAUCAAACAUAACCGCCAGUUCAUAGAUGAACAAGCGGUAGAACGGGAGCAUGAGAGAGAUGAAUUUCAGCAGGAAAUCAAGAAUCUGGAGGCUCAGCUGAGACAGCCAUCUAAAGGUCAUGCUGGAGACCGCAAAGGUCAAAGGAUUGAGGACUUGGUACUUCAGGUGGAGAGUCUUCAGGCUCUUAUCAGAGAUAAGAUGGAAGACUACAGCGUGCUUCUGGCGGCUAAGGAGCAGUGUCAGCUCGACGUAGAGGAGCGCAACGAGGAAAUCGAAAAACUGGCGACUCAUAUCCGUGAGCUGGAGCAGGCUUUGCUGAGCAGUGCAGAGGCCAGCCGGACCGUCACGCAGCUGGAACAAGAACUCCAGAAAGCACGCAAGAGCAUUCAGGAGCUCACAGAGGAUAAAGAAGCUUUGCAGCAGCAACAGUAUGCUUAUAAGCUGCAGAUCUCUGCCCUGCAGUCUAAACUGGAUGAGACCAGACACCGCUUCCCUGAUGUGACCCAUGACUCUAACCUCCAAGAGCAGCUGGAAGCCACACAGCAAGAUCUGCAGACCAAAGAACAACAGCUGGAAUUGCUGUCAGAUCGUGUAGGGGAGCUUGAGAAAGAUGUAGAUGUGAGAGUGGAAGAAAUCAGACAGCUCACACUACAACUUGAGCUGAAAAGCAGAGAGAGCAGAGCUACAGAAGAUCAACUUCACGCUCGCAUUACACAAUUGCAGGAGACGGUGGAAGCACUGACUAGACGGCUAGAGGAGGGCAGCGAUGACUCGAUCCUUCAGCUGCCUUCAGCCCUCCUGGAGGAGAAAAAUCUGGAGAUCGACAACUUAAACCAGCAGAUCCUCCAGCUACAGCAGGAGCUCGACUUGACCAGCGAUAAUAAGAUUCUAGAGGAAAAACAGACCGAGAUCGACGAGCUGCGCUCUCUGGUUGAACGUCUUCGCUGCGACCAGGAGCGUUUGCGACAUGGCAAGGAAGAGGAGGUGGAGCAGCUCCACGAGGUCAUCAACAAGCUUCAAGAGGAGUUAAGCCAGCUUGAUCCUAACCACCAUGAAGUCAGCGACCCCAACACCGAUAGCCCAGAGUCCUCCGAUUUCCCAUGGUCCCCUCAUCCUUGCCAGCAGAGGGCGUCAGAAGAAAGCCUAUGUCAGGAACUUAACAGCCAAACUCUGCAGUCAUCUCGUGCUCGCUUGAAGGAGUUACAGAUCGAGCUUGAGCAUGCUGCUGGAGAGAGGGAGGCUCUUCAGAGACUACUGCUUUCACAGGAGGAACAAUAUGGAGGUCAAGUGGAGGCACUCGGCCGGAGUCUCGGAGAGGAAAGGGAGAAGGUGACCAUGCUGGAACAGGAGGCUGAAAACCUGAAACUCCAACUAGAGGAGAAACUUGCAGAAGUUGAGAGGUUGACCGGCCGUGUGGCAGAGUUGGAAAAUAAAGAGCAGUCUCACCAGACCAGUCUAAAACAGUCUGAGCUCCAGCUAAGAACGGCAGAGGAGAAAAUGGAGGAGGUGCAGAGGGAGCUUAGCAUGCUUCAGGAGGAGGUGGAGAGACAGAGAGUCGAAAAGGAGCAGCUGGAAAGCCACUUCUCCAAGCUCCAGUACGAAGAGGAGGAGCGGCAGAAUGAGCUCACUGCUUUACAGUCAAAACAUGAAGAACUUGAGGAGCAGGUCCAAGCAGGCAGAGCUGACAUCAUUGCAUUGGAGGCAGGGAAAAGAGAACUGUCCAUGGAAAGAGAGGCUUUGAGGAAAAGGGAGAGAUGUCUUCAGGAGGAAAUAGAGCUUAUGAAGCAGGAAGUGACAUUAAAGACAAACUUCAUAGCACAGCUGCAAGAGCAACAAGAGGAGACUGUGGCAAGACAAGGGGAAGCUCAGAAAGAAGUGCUGACAUGUGCUGAAGAGACCCUGGCCAAGGCGGAGACUGCUCUGCGUGAGAGAGAACAACAGCUGAUCCACCUGAGGGCGGAGCAUGAUGCUCUGAGGGCGGAGCUAGCUGCCGUAAAGGAAGGCCUUAGCACCAGCACAGAGAGGGCAGAGAAGCUACGGGAAGAGGGACAGACCAAAGAUCGUGCUUUGGCUGAUCUGGAGGUCCAUAACCAACAUCUGAAGGCAGAGCUGCGAAAUCUGCAGGACGACCUGGCCGUGCAGGAGGAGGAGUUAGCCUACCAGCAGAGGGAGCUAGAGCAGCUCCAACAGCGCUGUAGUUUGCAGGACCACCAUCCCAAACAAGACCACCAGUUCCUGGACGGCCUUUCCCGUGACCCAUCUGCCUCCCUCUUCUCCCCAGAGGUGUUGCGGAGACUGGAAUACAGCGAAGAGCAUCCCUCUCGUCUGCAUGUGUCUCACCUUUCGGAGCUCAGCACGCUACGCAACGCCAGCCUGGAGAUCCACAGCAAACAUUCACCCAUGGAACGGGACCGAGAGAUGCCACACGGCAGACAAUCAUUUGUCCCACCUGCAAAGAUGGACCCACCCAGCACACACUCUCCAUCCCCGUGCUCGCUCACGGGGUCUGAACACCUGUCUGCGCUUGACUCGAUAGAUGCAGAUAAGGUUGAUGAUUUGGAGAAUUUGGAUGGUACUCUUUCACGGUCUCCAGUUUGUUCCACAUCUCCUGUGUCUGUGCCGGAGUGGGUCAGCGAUGGAUACGGCAGCAAUGUGAGCUCCGAGUUGGAGGCCAUGCUGAAGCAUGAGUUGGAGAAUACUGAGCGUUUGGAUGCUCAUUUCGUGGAGUAUCUGCGCUGUAGAGGAAUGUCACCUGCCGACAUGACUGAUAGCGCUGCGGGAAGCAUGCAUGAGAGUCAUGAGCGCCUCGCACCUGAGCUGCAGGCCAUGUUAAAGCGUGUCUACCAGGAGAGCUGCAGAAUCUUGUCCUUGUCACAUCGCCCCACCCCAUCUGGACAGUCCCGCCCAGAUUCUGAACCUGCCCCACCCCCCUCCUGGCAGAGGGAGAGGCGGGCUUUACAGGAGACCAUCCUGUCACUCAGAGAACUGCUGUGCAGGAUGGCUGACAGGGAACCUAUACCUGACAGUGGAGACGUGGACUGGAAGCGUGAGCUGUUGCAGGCGGUCCGUAGCGUGUUCGACAGCGAAAGGGAAUGGCUUCACUUGGAGCUUCAGGCUGUCAUGGCUACCAUGACUCAGAUAGACCACACCCCUUUGCUUGACCAGUUACAGAAACUGUUUCAGAAACAGGAGGAGCAGCAAAAGAGGUCUCUAGAGCAGUUGUUCAGUGCAGACCGCCACAGUCUAUUGGCUGAGGUGCGCAGCCUGCAUGAGCAGCUGCAUGCGAGCACCCAUCACAGCAAAGAACAGCUGCAGAGGCUGCAGGAUUCCCUGCACAGUGCAAAAGAACAGGGCACGCAAACACAACGGCAGCUGCAUAUAGAAAUUGAAGAGCUGGAGAUGCAGCUGCAGAAGGAACGAAUGAUGUCACAUGAGCUGCGCUCCUCUCUAGAUGCGGAGAAGAGUCGGGCGGUGGAGCAGCUGAGGCAGCUAGAGGCGGAGCUUAAGAUGUUCUCAGAGCUGAAGGCGGAGCUUGAGGAGACUAGACAGCAGUUGCAGUCAGCAUCCAUAAAUCAAGAGGAACUAAAGAGCCAGAUUAACAAACUCGGGAUGAAGCUGGAAAGCGUGGAGGCUGAACGUCAGGGCUGUUUAAAGGCAGUGGAAAAGGAGCAGAUCAAAGUUCAGGAACUGCAGGAGGAACUUCAACAGCAAAGACUCAAUGACCAGCAGACAAUUGAGCGAAACCACCAAACACAGGAGUCUUUGCGUCUGACUUUGAACGAACAAGCAUCACAGCUCAGUCAGCUUAACUCCGCUCUGGACCAGGAGCAUGUCACAGUCAGCAACCUGCGCUCGGAGCUCCAGAUUGAGCAGUCUCGAUGUGAGGCCUUGAUAGCCCAGGAGCGCGAACGCACCGAACUCGCCCUCUCCCGUCUGGAGGAAGAACGUUCUCGGUCGUCCGAGCUCUCUGAUACGCUUUCCCGUCAAGCCCAGGAGCAUGUGCGCCGUUUAGAGGAGGAAGCCCGCCGGCAAGAAGCAGUCAGUGCCCAUGACAGAAAGUUCAUUCAGGACCUACGUAUGCAGUUGGAACAGGAGAGGCGUCAGGGUGAGGACCUGGCGGCCAUGUUGGAACGUCUGCAAGGCCAGGUUCUGGAGGGGAAGCGCAGGCAAGCGGAGGAGGUGGAGCAGGAGGCGCGCAAGGAGCAGGAAGAUGCAACAAGGCUCCGCGCUGCUCUGGAGGGCCUACAAGCUCAGAAAACUGAGGUUGGGCGUACCCUGGAGGCGGAGCGGGAAAGAGCAAGACGUUUACAAAUGGAGUUAGAUGGGAUGAAGGAGAAAAUGAAAGCAGUGAAGGAGAGGGAGAGGGUGAGGGAGGAGCAGAUGGAGCGGCAAAGGAGGAAGGAGAAGCAGGAGCAGGUGGAACAGGAGCGACGACAUGAACACACAAACGAGAAAAUGUUGCAGCUUGAACUGUUGCGUCAGAAAGAUCAGCAGAAAUUGAAGCAGCUCCAGCAAACGCUGGCUGACCUGAAGCAGGAGGAGAAACAGCUCACAUCAGAACGCUUAAAGAGAGACACACUGCAGAGUAACACGCACACAAACACACAGGACUCUACCUCAUCAUCUUCCUCUCUAAUUGAACGAUUGCUGAAGGAGAACUCUGAGUUUUCUGAGUGUCUCGCUGGUCUCAGCGAGGAGAAGAUCUCUCUCAAGCACACUAUCUCCUGUCUGGAGAAAGAACUGCUAAACUUGAAACGCUCUGAGCAGGAGAGGUCUGCUGCUCACACAGAGCAGUGUAUUGUAACCGAGAAAAUGGCCUGGCAGAAGGAGAAAGCAGCUCUCCAGACUGCAUUACGAAAGGCAGAAGCUGAUUUGUCAAGGAUCACCGCAGGCAAUGAAAACCGACCUGUUUUGGAUCUCUCGAACAGCAAGGUUCAGCGGCUCUAUGAGAGAUACCUGCGAGCAGAGAGUUACAGGAAGUCGCUGGUGUAUCAGAAGCGUUAUCUGCUCCUGCUGCUGGGAGGAUUCCAAGACUGCGAGCAGGCUACACUCGCGCUGAUCGCUCGUAUGGGCGCGCAACCGUCACUGAGCCAAACACAGGUCUCCAGACCCCUAAACCGCUUUAGAACAUCCGUCAGAGUCGUCAUCGCUAUCUCAAGACUAAAGUUCCUUACCAGGAAAUGGCAGAAAGCUACAAGAAAAGUCUCAAUAGGCACUACUACAGUUAAUGGACAUGGAGCAAGACAGAGCACAGCUCCUGUUUUGAGGACUGAAGUGCUGAAACCACAGCAGACUGCAGCCGCAUUUAAAUCUCCUCCCACCCGUGAUCAUGCUUUCACCCAACGGGGUGUGGUCUCAUCUCUGGUUCCACCAAUCAAAUCACCCUUCAGAUUGAAUAAUAGAAUGUACCCAGGUCCUGUACUGGGACCGUCUGACCGCUCCUUCGGUUCGUCGCAAGAUCAGGAACGCUCUCUGACCGAGUAUAUCCAUCAUCUGGAGAAUGUACAGCAGCGUCUGGGAGCUGUUUGUCCAGGUGCACCAUCGGCUCUCCCUUAUUCCAGGAAGUCUGACAGAUGAAUCAACCAUAUCAUUGGUGCCAGUUGAUUUUAAAUUAUUUUGAGUGUUGUCAUGCUUUGUCAUUUUAGUUGAAACGACUGAAAUAACGCCUAUUUUUUGUAACAAACGUGUUUCAUUUUGAAUGAUCUGUAAAUGUUCACAGUGUAUAUUUUUACAUAUGUUGUCCACAUUUUAUUAAGACAUUUGCACUUUGAUUAAUGUCACUGUUUAAAUGCACAUGUUUGGACAAGUUUUGUAAAGGGUUUUAUAUUCGGAUUUUUAUGAUCAGUAUUUCUAUAGAAGUCAAUAAAUAUUUUAAUCUAG